Molecule: messenger RNA, 1305 nt
Organism: Plasmodium coatneyi
Lineage: Eukaryota; Apicomplexa; Aconoidasida; Haemosporida; Plasmodiidae
Exons: 1
Coding region: 1-1305 (434 amino acids)
Source: RefSeq, a predicted model, not a curated record
AUGAUCCUCGCGGAAAGGAAGAAGGAGCUCGAAAUUGGCACCUACCAAAGGGAAGUGCACGAAGAACUGCAAGCGAUAUACGAACAGAACAAAUUUGCCAAGUAUGCGAAUGAAGAAAAGUUCGAUACCUUUAUAUGUGAAGGGAAAAAGAACAAUGGAGGAUGCGUAGUAGUGGUUGGAGAGAAUCAUGUGAAGAACUGGAGGGAUGAAAAGACCAAUUCCGGCGUUGUGUACAAAGGUAUGGACGCGGUCAUGUCGUUUAAAAGAUUUGCAGGGAAGGAGAUUAACCUUCAAGGGGGAGACGCUAACGGUGAGCAGUCCAUUUUGGGGGCGGAAAAACUAAAACGGUUAAUGGUGAAGGGGCGAAGCAAGAACGGAAGUGACGGUGACAAUCUUUGGGGACUGCCCUCAGGGGAGGAUGCCGCAAAGGACGUCUUCGAAAGAAUCGACCAUAUAAGACACGCCAUUGCGGAGGUAAGGCACACCAUUAGGAGGAAGAUUGACAUGAGAAAUAGUAAAAAUGCUUGUUCAUCUGGUGAUGAUAUGACGGAACUGUUUUUAAGCUUUACUCAGCUGCGUGAAAAUUUUGCUGAACUAACAACCUUAUUAGGAGUAUCAGACCCACGGUUGGGAAGGAAGGGCCAAUUGGAUGAACACAUAAAAGGGUACAGCGUUACCUCCGUGGGGCAGGAGCAAAACGAUUGGGGAAAAACAAACAAUUACAUCCCUCCAGAUUGUAAACUUUACGAAAGGGAAGAAGAAACGAUGCAUCAUAAGAAGUACGUCUCCCUUAGGCAGACAAACAUAUACAGGAUGUUUGAACAGUUGCAAGCCAAAGUGGAGCAGUACGAAUGGUUACUGACGGAAGAGUGUUCACAUGAAAAGGGAGGUGCAGACGAAGGGCAAAGCGUAGGUCAGACUUUGCUAUCCAUAGCUAUGUUCCUAAACCUAUGUAUGAAUGAAAACAUGGGGAAGAGAAUUCUAAAUUAUAUUUAUUUGCAAAGGAUAGAAAUAAAGAAAUGCAAACAGUAUCUGGCAAGUUUGAACAAAGAAAAGUCGCUGGACAUGUUUUGUUCCCAUGUUGAAUCUCUCACCAGGGGAGUGCCUUAUGAAGAAGACCCCGCCACAUUCGUCGAUAAGCUUUUUCGCAUUGAUCUGACUGAACAGAACGAAGAGGUGUUGAGUCUGUACAGGCGGUUGCUACGGAGCGAACUGGGAGUCGACUUGAUGUUGCGGGAGAUGGAAACGGUGAAUCAUACUAUUGGGAGGAUGUGCCAGAAUUGGGGCGAAAUUAGGUCGGAUUAG